Messenger RNA from Stereum hirsutum FP-91666 SS1, 5962 nucleotides. RefSeq lists its product as uncharacterized. Gene Ontology annotation, biological process: proteasomal ubiquitin-independent protein catabolic process. The transcript has 40 exons. Bases 70 to 5853 code for a protein of 1927 amino acids. NCBI's taxonomy places the organism in Eukaryota, Fungi, Basidiomycota, Agaricomycetes, Russulales, Stereaceae. Gene Ontology annotation, molecular function: peptidase activator activity; proteasome binding. The record is from RefSeq and is a predicted model, not a curated record. Gene Ontology annotation, cellular component: nucleus; cytosol.
GACCCAAACUUGUCCUUGACUGAUCUAAGCAGUGUUCUCCAAGCCGUAGGAGCUCACGUAGGAUAUAUCAUGGAUGGCGACGAAGACGUCUCUACGCCAGGCUCCCCUGUCCUCGAGUCCGACUCGUUAUCUCCCGAUCAACUAGCUCUUGAGAAACAGCGCGCCACUCUCAAGACCUAUGUCGACUCCGUUCCGUAUGAAUGCGAGCCAGAGGAGGUUAUGCUCGAGAAACUCGAGGAUACUGUCGGAAAGCUCUCUAUUUGUGUAGAGACCAAGAACUGGCUUCUUUUCUCCACUUGGGAUGGCGCACUCCAGUGCUGGCUCCUCAUGCGGUAUCCCGUUUCUAAGUCUCUCCGUGCAAAACUUAUUCGUCUCUACUAUGAACUCUGUCUCCUCCCGGGCAUCGAGCCCCGCAUUACGCGCUCGUGGGCGGACAUGCUCUCUAGGCUUUUGGCUUCCAAGUCUGACUCCCGCCGCAAGCUCGAACCUCAAGACCUGCAACUUCCUUGGAAGCCGUUGUGGAAAGUGCUCCAGAAGGAACUCUGGAUCAAGAGUAACCUUUACGAGCCUUCCCGCAAUGUAGUCAACAUCCUCCUAUUCGUUGCUGAGCAAUGCAAGCGAUAUUACCCCUCAUCUGAGAUACCGGAGAUGUUGUCGACUUUCAUACCUCUUCUGACCCAGGAUACAUACCUCACAAUGAUUCCUGCCAUAACCUCAUUUCUUCCACCUACGCACACUCAUCUUUACAUUCCGGCUCUCUUCAAGAUUUGGGAGGCGUUCAACUCUGCUAUCGUGGACGACAGAAUGAUCAACCUCGUCGGUGAAUUAUCCGAAGAACAUGUCGCAGGGACUGCCGGCGAUGCUGGUGCUGAAGGUGGCGCUCCGUGGAAAGACGUCGGGAUUUGGACUCAGGAAGAGUGGACUGUCCUGAUCGGCAAGGCGUUGGGAUCCAUGAAUGUCCCAGUAGGAGCUACUAGAGGCGCAAGCACAACCGGUGGAUAUGCCGAUACCAAGGGCGACCACCCUUCUCUACGAAUCAAGAAGCCAAUAAGUCGUUCCAAUUGUCUGGCGAGGAUGAUCGUGUACUCUAUGGCUGUCGAUGGCCCCGUUCGAGUCGAUACACUUCCUUCGCGUGGCGCGGAUUAUUCAGCGCGACAAGAAGGGUUUUUGGCUGGAUCGAAAGCGAUGGACUCUCUAGAUAGGCUGAUUACUAGCACUGAAUCAUUCUUUCAUCCAUCCAACUCUGGCCUGUGGACAAUGAGUUUGACGAGCUUCUUGUCCCGAGUAACGUACGAGUUUGGCAAGCGCUGGAAGGAAGAAGAGCAAUCUAGCUGCAAGACCCCUGUCGGUCAACGCCUCACACCCGCUAUUCGCCGGGCUCUCGUCCUGACCCUCCGCACGCCAGCACUCCUCGCCAUGUUCUCCAAAGAUCCCCUCUCUGCAGGUUUCGCUCAGAAUGCACUACGCUACAUGGCCCUUCUCGAACCUAGUCUGAUAAUGCCCGAGCUGCUCGAGCGUGCAUAUAGCGGCUUGGAAGUUGUGCUCGAAACGCACAGGACCAUCGCUGUUUUGGCUAUGCUUGCGGGUGUGGCCUUGCCGCUGGCUUCUGAGCAAGUUUGGCUGGGCGGACAGAAGCACAUUGCCCCCUUGUUGGAAUUAUGUAUCCCGGGUAUUGAUCUGAACGAUCCGACGAAGACAGUUUGCGCUUCAGCUUUCAUCGUGGCUGUAUGCCAACAUAUCAAGAUCGGGGAUUUGUCCAUGACACAAUCGGGUCUGUCGCUCUCGGGUGACGCGCCACCUGAGGACUCCAUGGAUGUGGACGAGGACACUCGCCUGCCUGAUGGCACCGAGGGGAUCGGAAUGCCCGUCCUCAGCAAAGCUGAAGAGAGGACCUUGGCCAGAGAGAGCACUGCUUCGUUCGCAGACUGGGUCACAUCGCUCUUCCGACGGAUCCUCGCUUUGUAUGAGAAUUUACCCGAAGAGGGAGGUAAGAAGAACACGACGGGAGGAAAACAAGAAGAGAGUGUCCUCCGCUCGCUCAAGAACACUCUUGAUGUUGUUUGCCUCCACCUCUCCGACCCACUCUUCGAUCUCGUCCUCAAGCUCGUCUUCGAAUACGCUACGUCGACAGCCAAGUCUAACGCUGUCAAGGCCUUUGGGCAGAUGGUUUCCAGUCUUGCGAGGGCACAACCUCAGAAGACGAUCGACAAGUUCUUCCCAUGGUGUAAGGCGCAGAUCGAGGAGGAGUUGAAGCAUGGGGCGUCUAGUAUACGGACUACAACGACCCAUGUCCCGGUUCCUUCGGAUACGACUCUACACUGGAACAUCGCUAUACUUCGCGGGUGCUUUGGCUACGAAGGCAAAGCGCUUCUUAAACACAAAGACCAAAUCAUCGAAGUGCUCUCUUUGCUCGUUGAGAAGACCUUGAGCGAAAGAGGAUACGGAGGAAGCGCGAGGCUCAUCGCUCGUAUCAUGGCCACACUUACAGGUGUAUAUCCUCUGGACAGUAGAUUCGUCAACACCGACGAGUGGAACGAUCCCGAAUUUGAUAAAGAUCACAAUCUUCAUUGGGGCAAGAUGUACGAGGCCAAGGAUGUGAAAACCGAGUGGCACGUUCCAUCCGCAGAGGAGAUUUCAUUCGCCUUGGAAAUUCUGGACAAGAUUGUCGCUCCCGCCUUGGACAAAGUUGAAACACUACUCAAUACGGCUGAUUCAUGGGAUAAUGUGGCCCGAAAUGACUUCUGUCGCUACCUCCACGUAUGCCGGUCCACCUGGAGUGGUCUCAGCACGUUCAUCAAGGAAGGCCCCAAAGAAGUCGUCCAGAGCUGUCUGAAUCCACAUCUCGAGGUCGAGUCCCUCGUCGUCAAAUCGAUCGACGUCGAAGCCGGUUUCGCCUUGGCUGACCCUGCCGACCCACGGUACCAGAGAGCUGCCGCUCAUCGUCAGAGGUUUGGUCACGCCGUACAUAAAGCCGCAACUGCGUUGGGACAAGGACAUGAGGGAGAGGAUCAUAUCGAUGCCGUGCUCUCAGUGGCGAAGGCGAUCGAUGUUUACAUGUCAGAUUACGCGUUGGGGAGAACCGAAUUCGAUGUGUUGCAAAAGAACUAUUCGACGCAGCGGAACAUCAACCGUCUGGGACCGAAGCAGAAACAGAAUGCCAGGCUUGUUUGGAUGAAGCGUGCCCAGGUGUACCACAGUGGGCGUGUCUACUUGCAUGAUGUAUACCGUCGCCGGUCGGAACUCGACGACCAACUACUGACUGACACGCUCGAGUUGUCGAUAUCUAGCUACGUCCGCGUAAGAAGACAUGCACAGGCUGUCCUUAACAACAUCUGCGGGCUCUAUGUGCGGUCCACCAGGUUGAUCCUUCCGAUGCUAUUCGACGCCCUAGCCAAAGGUAUCGACGCAGACCGCAUGAAGGGAGCACUCUACAUUCUGUGGAACAAAGGAAUUGCCAGCUACGCUAUCGCAGACCCGAAAGAUCCCGCGAUGUAUGGAAAAUACCUGAUCGCGCUGCUCGAAUCUCAACACCAAGAGAAGCCCUCCAUCCAGAAGCUCAUAGCGUCGCUCGCGCAAGAUAGCCUUAGCCAUCUCCAGGAAGAGACUACGCGAACAGAUGCCUACACCGACGAAACACCUGGUGUAGUUAAUGCGAUCAAUGCCCUAGCGUCUGAGUUCUCUCCAAAGGUCGUCGAUCAGGCGAUCCUCACAGAAGCUGUGCAGAAACGCUCUUCAAGGACUGCGGUCAGGCUGCAAAAGUAUGACGAGACGGUAGCGACGAUUGUAGAGAUCGCAUUGCGACCUUCCACCCAUUGGCGUUAUGUUCAAAUCGCUCUGACCUUUCUCUAUGCACUGCUCCGGCGAGAUGCCCCUCCAUCGGCUGCUUUGACCAAGCUCUUCAUCGAACAAACAACAAGUCCUCACCCGACGCUACGCAGGAUCGCUCAACGUGGGAUCAUAAAGAUUGCGGCAUUCAUCAAAAUCCGCACAUACUCGAAGACGUCGGAGGAACUAUGGUUGGAUGCGUGGACCAGUCCUUUGUCCACUCAGCUUUCGAUCAAGAGUGAAGAGGAAUUCUUGAAGCUUGCUCAACAGCCCAUUCAAUCGGGAGGAGCCCAGGAUCUGUACAUCGACCAGCUUAGCUCUGGAUUCCUCGCAUGGACUCCCCAUACGAAGGCGUAUAAGGCUGUGCCCGCAGGACCCCCGCCAUUGUCUUGGGAGACCGAGUCCCAACCAGCUCUCGAGACGAUCACAGCGCUCAUCGACCAGGACGAGUACUUCGACAAAUUGGCGGUGCUUUGGGGACAGGAGUCGGGAAGGACAACGGGGAAUCCCGAGCUUCGGCCAGAUAAUAUCUUGUUUAUCAAGACACUGGCCAAGACAUUCCAAGGCGCAGGGCUUGAGAAACUCCUUCAGGUCACUGAACCGCUCUUAUGGGACGCGGACAGGUUCAAGCAGCGCGCUGCUGCUGAGAUUAUAGGCGGUCUCGCUCGUGGAUCAAAACACUGGCCGAAGCAGCUUUCCGAUCAACUAUGGUCCUGGAUUACCGAUCGUCUUGAUCGAAUCUUUGCACAGAUCAAGCCAGAUACAUUAAACUUGUGGGAGGGUAUUGUUAACCUUGCCCUCGAGGAACGUGACCCGCGUCGGACACCCGCCCUUGUGUCUUGGGUUCUUUCUCUGCCUCUUGAUCUCCAGAGUGACUCUGCGUUCGCUAUCACAAAGUCGCUCGCCAUGAUCAGCUGUUAUCUGGACCUUGUCGGGCGACGAGAUAAGCAGGUGAUGGAUAAGUACUUCAAUCUGUUCUUGGACAACUGCAACAUAGGCUAUGCGGAGAUGAGAGUACUCAUCGCGCAAGAUCUCUACAUAAUCGUCACCAACCAAUGGCGGCCGGCGUACCCUUCCGUCGAGGCGUUCCUACAAGCUUGUCAGACCUCGGAUGACCCUCUGCAGAUCCGACAAGCGCCGUAUCUCUCGCGGUUUGUAGAAGUCGUGCAACAGCUCCCGAAGUGGAAAGAAGAACGACUUCCUCCACCGCGAGUCAAUCAAUCUCAGUACGACAAAGUUGGUCUGACCCUGUUGCGAUGGAUGUGGGUCUCAUUCUACAGUUCUCACGCGUCUUUGAUGUUCCCAUACAUGCUACACAUGCUUCCCGAGUUCUUCCGCAUGUCGGAGCUCAGCGACGACACAGAGUUACAGACCCAUAGUCGAGCAGUGCUAUAUAUUCUCUCAGCCGUCGCACCUCCUCGAGCACGGGAAACGACAGAGGUCAUCACCUCCAGUUUCGUGGACGCCAUCAAGUCUUCAACGCAAUGGAGAAUCCGGAUGCAUGCCUUACCAGCUUUGGUCGUCUUCUUCUAUCGCAACCUCUUGAGCAUUCCGAACGAGAGUAUAUCCACUGUUAUGACUGUUCUGCUCAAUUGCCUCUCGGACGAUAAUGUGGAGGUGCGAGAGAUGGCAUCAAAGGCGCUCUCAGGCAUCGUCCGCGUCUCUCAACGACAGAGCAUCAUUCCACUUAAGGAUCGCUUCGUCUCGCUGGCGCGUAAGACGAGGAUACCGCAGCGAAAAGAUCCUGCUUACGCCGAAUCUCUGCGCACGCUGCACUCUGCCAUCUUGGGCUUGUGUGCGCUCAUUGAGAGUUUCCCUUACUCUGUCGAGCCCUGGAUGCCCCCGCUGACCGACAUUCUCGCUUUGCAUGCGACUGAUCCUCCGCCUAUCUCAAGCACAAUCAGAAAGUGUUCGUCUGAGUUCAAGAAGACCCAUCAGGAUACUUGGCACAAAGAUCAGCUGAGCUUCGACGAGGACCAACUGCAGAACUUGUCAACGAUGCUCGUUGGGACGUCAUAUUACGCGUGAUCGUCAGAGGCGGGGGAUGUGAAGCAAUCGUUACAUGAAUCAAUCCAUCAGUAUGUAUGUUGUGUGUAUCUCUUAGGCAAUCUUUGCGCCCAAGUUUGGCUCUAUUUAA